This is a messenger RNA of Carassius gibelio (silver crucian carp), 3335 nucleotides long. Its product is annotated as proto-oncogene Wnt-3. Gene Ontology annotation, biological process: multicellular organism development; canonical Wnt signaling pathway; neuron differentiation. Gene Ontology annotation, cellular component: extracellular region. The transcript has 4 exons. NCBI's taxonomy places the organism in Eukaryota, Metazoa, Chordata, Actinopteri, Cypriniformes, Cyprinidae. Gene Ontology annotation, molecular function: frizzled binding; cytokine activity. The record is from RefSeq and is a predicted model, not a curated record. The coding region runs from base 337 to 1404 and encodes 355 amino acids.
GAUAUGUACCUUAGGGAAGAACCUCAGUGAGAGGGAGGGAAUCAGAGGACGAGUAGGAGCGUGUGUGCGAGUGUGUGAAAGAGACACUUACUCUCCUAACUACUGGGACACACACACUUUCCUCACCCAACUCAAAGAAGCAGCAAACCCUGGAGAGUUGUUAUUAUUUAUUUGACUUUUGUGCUUUCAUUUUAAACCCCAAAAUUGCUAAUUAUUCUCUCAAGUAUCCAUCUUUUUCCACCUUGAGACUUGCCUGCUGGGACUUAAUUUUCAACCCCUCUCUAGGAGUCCUAUGUACUGAUCAAUAGCAAUUUCCAUCCACACAAGACAUACCUCAUGGAUUUGUACCUGGUUGGAUAUCUCAUGUGCAUGUGGUUGUCCAGCUCUCGGGUGCUUGGAGGCUAUCCCAUCUGGUGGUCCCUGGCCCUUGGGCAGCAGUAUUCAUCCCUAGGAUCCCAACCCAUCCUGUGUGGCUCUAUACCUGGUCUGGUGCCAAAACAACUGCGCUUCUGCCGCAAUUACAUCGAGAUCAUGCCCAGUGUAGCAGAGGGAGUCAAACUGGGAAUCCAGGAGUGCCAGCAUCAGUUCCGAGGCCGCAGGUGGAACUGCACCACUAUCAAGGACAAUCUAGCAAUAUUUGGACCCGUUCUUGAUAAAGCCACAAGAGAGUCUGCAUUUGUUCAUGCGAUUGCCUCAGCUGGAGUGGCGUUUGCAGUGACCCGUUCAUGUGCGGAGGGGACCUCCACAAUGUGCGGCUGUGACUCCCAUCAUAAAGGCCCACCAGGAGAGGGGUGGAAGUGGGGUGGCUGUAGCGAAGAUGCAGAGUUUGGGGUUUUGGUGUCUCGAGAGUUUGCAGACGCUCGUGAGAACCGACCAGAUGCCCGGAGUGCCAUGAACAGACACAACAACGAGGCAGGACGGAUGACCAUCCUGGAAAACAUGCACCUGCGCUGUAAGUGCCAUGGACUGUCAGGUAGCUGUGAAGUAAAGACGUGCUGGUGGGCUCAGCCUGACUUCAGACUGUUGGGGGAUUACCUGAAAGACAAGUACGACAGUGCCUCGGAGAUGGUGGUAGAGAAACACCGGGAGUCCAGAGGCUGGGUGGAAACACUCCGGGCCAAAUAUGCCUUCUUCAAGCACCCCACAGAACGAGAUCUGGUGUAUUACGAGGGAUCGCCCAACUUCUGUGAGCCGAACCCGGAGACGGGCUCAUUCGGUACCCGGGACCGUGCCUGCAACGUGUCGUCGCAUGGCAUCGAGGGCUGCGACUUGUUAUGCUGUGGCCGCGGCCAUAACACACGGACAGAAAAGCGCAAGGAGAAAUGCCACUGCAUCUUCCACUGGUGCUGCUAUGUCAGCUGCCAGGAGUGUGUGAGGGUCUACGAUGUGCACACGUGUAAAUAAGUGCAGGAAGAAAGGGACUAGUGGACAUUAAAGGAUGGAAAAAGAGAGAAGGAGAGACAGAGACAGAGAAAAACACACACAAGAUAGCGGCACUUCUGUGGUCGAACCCUUUACUAAUGUGCCCUUUUUGAUCUACAUGCCCCAAAAGAUGCUGAUGGUGAGCAUCAUGGUUACUACUGCCAUUCCUCUCACUCUUUUUUCUGGCAUGCAUUACGUCUGCAAAAGACCAAAAUGCCUUGUUAUCAUUCAGUCUUCUUUAUCUGUAACACCAUCUCUCUGAUCAUCUUGGCCUGCUGCCCAAGGGCCGAAACUGGAUAUGUUCAAAUACAACCAAUGACAUUAGGCGCGUAUUAAAGAACAAGAGGAAGGGGGAAAGCACGACAGGAAAUUCUCUGUGAACUACUGAAUGCUGGGUCUGGAAACAAGCCCUGCUAUACUACUGAAUCCAAUGUAAUGCCCAUGUUUUUCCUCAUGAUUUCCAAUCGUAUUGUACACUCCUACCACAUUCCCUAUAAUCGUAUAUGUUCACAUCAUGGAACAUAUUGCUGUUUGCUUCAUAAAAACUCUCUCUUUUGUUUAUGCAGCUGUUCGGAGGGAUGCAAUUGAUAUAUUAGUAUAGGGGCAGAGCAAACAGGAAAAGACAUCAUGAGUACCUUCCGAUAUAAAAAAAAAAAGGAUUUUUGCAGAAUAUGAACAUGCAAAGUCAUCAGGGAUUCUCCUGGAUGAGUGCAUGACUGCAGAAUGCAACGACACACACUGGGCUCACGUGCACCCGACCAGUAAAAUUUGCACUUACAAAACUACUAAUGAGUAUAUUAAUUCUAGAGAUUACAGUGAUUAUUUUUUAACAUAUUCUUUUUGAUAAAGCUUCUCGUAUAGGACUGUGAAGGCUCAGUUUCAACACUUCCCUGUCGAGACGUUUGCGUAGAGGAAGGAGAACAAGCGCGCAGGAGGAGGAUAGUUGAGGAAAGAAAUAGGAGGGUAAAAAAAUUUAAGAGGGAAGUGGCAAUCCAAUUUCAUGAAAAAACAACUAGGUGGCGCUUGGUAUGAAUUUGUACGAUUUUAUAUGUAGGAUUUUUAGAAAAACAAAAGAAUGAGAGUCCGACCCUAAAUCUAAUAGUCAGUGGGCCGCUAUCAGAUCACAUGAAAACGUACGAAGGUCAUACAAAUGUAUACGAAGUAGCCACCAAUUUGCAAAUUGUCAUGAGAGUUUGUUUGCAAGUGGAGGACUGCUGCGGGUUCAAGUGUGUGAUAAAUGGAAGAAAGACCAGCUUCACAAAGCUGCAGCAGACUAGCGGAGGUUUCCAUAGGACAUGUUCUGACAUUCCCGUACGCUUCCCAUUAAUUAAGUUUAACUACACAACGCUAGUUUCACAUUCACACUGAUCCCUGAGGAGCCCGCUCACCAGUCACAUUUAUGCUCCCUUUCCCAUUUCUCCUUCCGCUAUAUCCAAAGUUUUGUACAAAGCCUUUAAAAGUUCAUAAUUCCCUUUUUAUUUUAUAAUCUGAAAAUGUUAUGUUUUUAUAAAUAUUAUUUAUUACACAAUGUAUAUAUCUGUAUGGCUGAACUAAGAUUAUAUAUUUGAAGAACAAACCACGUCUCAUGAUUUUGCUUUUAAAUGUAAGACUGACUCUUGCUUUGCUUGUAUAUGCUAUGUGUAGCCUCAAUUAUAUGAAUAUGAUGCGGAUAAUGACACUUUUAACAACAGAUUAUAAAAAUAAAGCAUAGCAUAAAAAUAAAAACACUGUGACAUUGGCACACAACUAGAUAAAGUGUUCAGUUUAGCUGAUCACAAUCAUCUGAUCUCAUGUCUGCAUCUACUCAGGUUUUCAGAUGGACCUCUGUUGUCUCCACUACAGUAGCUCUACAGAGUAAAGCAUGACACAAUGAACACUACAAAUACUGACUGAAAUAAAACCGACUUCUUUUA